GGUCAGCUGAAGCUGUCAAUCAUCCAGGAGCAAGAAGUUCUUGUUGUUAGUGUUCUGGAGGCUAGGGGCAUUGUGGAGGAUUGCCAGCGGUCAUGUGACUCUUAUGUUAAGAUCGGCAUGUUCCCGGACAGCGAUCCCAGCGACAGACAGAAGAGUCAGAUGGUUCCUGAGUGUAGGAACCCCAUCUUCUUGCAAACCUUUUACUUUGUUGUCAGUGAAGGGGACCUGCAUAAGAGACUGCUCUUCACAAUGUGGAACUCUGACUCCACAUCAAGGAUGAGUUUACUGCUGGGUUGCAUGAGCUUUGGUGUGCGUUCCCUUAUGGACCCAGACAAGGAAUUUCAAGGAUGGUACUUCUUACUUGGGGAAGAGCUGGGGAGGAAGAAGCAUCUUAAAGUGCCAACACAACACAACAACCCCACUGCUCUAAGUCUUCAUCAGUCUGAGGGUCUGGAGGUGGGGCGACUGGAAGCGAGGGAUUAA
Notothenia coriiceps (black rockcod) is the source of this 483-nucleotide messenger RNA. Its product is annotated as regulator of G-protein signaling 3-like. Bases 118 to 483 code for a protein of 121 amino acids. Gene Ontology annotation, cellular component: plasma membrane; nucleus. Lineage: Eukaryota; Metazoa; Chordata; Actinopteri; Perciformes; Nototheniidae. The transcript has 7 exons. The record is from RefSeq and is a predicted model, not a curated record.